This is a messenger RNA of Cyprinodon tularosa, 1717 nucleotides long. RefSeq lists its product as uncharacterized. The record is from RefSeq and is a predicted model, not a curated record. Lineage: Eukaryota; Metazoa; Chordata; Actinopteri; Cyprinodontiformes; Cyprinodontidae. The coding region runs from base 215 to 1717 and encodes 500 amino acids. The transcript has 2 exons.
AAGUAGGAAGUAAAAACUUUUACACCGAAUUCAUUGCAGUCAGAAAUGCUGACUAACUUUGUAAGAAGACAAUAAAGGAGCAAGCCGCUCACUUCCUGGCUCUUGAAUAAGGAGUUUGGCUGGCUGUUUAUCUGUGUUCACGCAAGAGCAAAACACAUAGAGAGAACAGUACAGUAAAAAACCAUAUCAUCAGAGGGAUUCGCCUGCUGCAGUUAUGGAAGCACAGACAACGCAAAAGGAUGAAAAGGCAGCAUCAGUAGCCAGCUCAAAGCGCACGUCUUCCUCCAAGCAUUCAGUGGCUAGCGCUGCGGCUAAGGCCAGAGCUGCAGCUGAAGCUGCACGCACCAGGGUCACAUAUGGACAAAAAGAGUUGGAAUUGAAAAAACAGAGAGCCAAAUUAGAUUUGGAAAAAGCUACACUAGAAGCAGACCUAGAAGCACUAGAACUUGAAAAAGAUGCUGCUGCUGCUAAUGCAGAGGCUGAGAUUUUAGAAGCUGCAGCACGAUCAGAAUAUGAGGACAUAGGCAGUGUCAUCAGGAGUGACGUCUCACCACAGGUAGUUCAACGGCGAACGGAGGCAUAUCUGAACCAUCAAGCUCAGACCAGGUUCAGUCCUGACACACCUGCCUCAGACACACUGUCCCCUCCCCAUAUAAAAGAGACACAGCCAAUGACAAGGCAGGAGGUCCCUGAAUUAAGCCCCAUCUACCGCCAUGUUGGUUCACCCACCACACCAAGACACACAAGGGCUUCUGCUAUUAAUCCAGCUGCUAACAUGAUGGACUUUGCUAAAUAUCUGGCACGCAGAGAGUUAUUAACGACAGGUCUUACCAAGUUUGAUGAUCAGCCUGAGAGCUUCAGAGCGUGGCAGUCCUCCUUCCUUAACGCCACUCAAGACUUACACCUAACAGCUAGUGAAGAGUUAGAUCUCCUGGUAAAAUGGCUAGGAAAGGAAUCAUCUGAACACAUUAAAAGAAUUCGAGCAGUACAUGUCACUAACCCUGAAGCUGCUCUUCAUAUGUCUUGGACAAGGCUCAGAGAGUGCUACGCCACCCCCGAAGUGAUAGAGAGUGCUCUAUUCAAACGGUUGGACAGUUUUCCUCGUCUCACUUCAAGGGAGAACAUCAAACUAAGAGAACUUAGCGACCUGCUCAUGGAGCUGCUCUCAGCCAAAGAUGAUGGAUACUUACCUGGACUCAGCUACCUUGACACACCUCGGGGCAUUAACCCCAUUGUUGAAAAGCUGCCAAUAAACCUGCAAGAAAAAUGGCUGUCUACUGGAUCAAGAUACAAAGAACAGUAUGCUGUAAGUUAUCCCCCGUUUUCCUUCUUUGCUGACUUUGUCAAUAGUGAAGCAAAAGCUAGAAAUGACCCCAGCUUUGUCUUGACAAACAACAGCCUCCCUUAUUGCCGUAAUGAGAGGCCCAUAGGAAAGCAUGACGGUGUGAGAACGACUAUAGCCGUCCAUAAGACGGACUUGUCAGCGGCUGCAGGUUCAAACUCAAUGUAUAGAGCAGAGAUGGAGAAGAAAAACAGUGGUGAUCCAGCUAAAUACUGCCCACUUCAUAACAAAUCUCAUCCUCUGGAAAAGUGCAGAGCCUUUAAAAUGAAACCGCUAACAGAACGAAAAGGAUUGCUAAGAGAUCACAGAGGAUGUUUUAGGUGCUGCUCUGCUACUCACAUGGCUAAAGACUGUUCUGUGGAGCUGAAAUGCUAA